AUGACGUCGCACACCACUUCCUUCACGCAGACCCCAAACCUCAGCAGUCGCCGGCCGUCCAUCAGCUCGAGGUUAUCGUUCGCGAUCUCCACUGCCGAAGAGGGCGGGGGCACGAGACGUAGAUUGCCGGCACAACAGCAGAUUGAAGAAGAGAUCGCUGAAAUCAAGAGAUAUGAGGACUUUACAACAAUAGACUGGGUUCAAGAUGCCGCGCGGGAACAAGCGCGCAGGAAGUCCCGGCGCCGUCGCCGGGCUGGCCUUGUCGACAACGGCAUGCCCGGAUGGAGGUAUCGCCUGUGGGAGUCAUACGACGCUGCACAAGGCUGGCUUGUUGUCACCCUGAUAGGCAUAGCCAUUGGUCUCAACGCCGCGUUUUUGAACAUCAUCACUGAGUGGCUGUCCGACAUCAAGAUGGGCUACUGUACGACCGCUUUCUACCUCAACGAGAACUUUUGCUGCUGGGGCGAGGACAAUGGCUGCGACGCAUGGCAUCGAUGGACUGGCUUAGGGCCCGCAAACUACUUCUUCUACAUCGUCUUCGCGACGAUAUUCGCAUGCACGUCGGCGACCCUUGUCAAGUCAUUCGCCCCAUACGCCGCAGGUUCUGGCAUCUCCGAAAUCAAAUGCAUCAUUGCCGGCUUUGUAAUGAAGGGCUUCCUGGGAUUCUGGACCCUGGUCAUCAAGUCUGUCUGCUUGCCACUAGCCAUCGCAUCGGGCCUCUCCGUAGGAAAGGAGGGUCCCAGUGUUCACUAUGCCGUCUGCACGGGCAAUGUCAUUUCGAGAUUAUUCGCAAAGUACCGGAACAACGCCUCGAAGACGCGGGAGAUUCUGAGUGCCUGCGCCGCGGCUGGCGUUGCUGUCGCCUUCGGAAGUCCCAUUGGCGGGGUUUUAUUCUCCCUUGAGGAGAUGUCCAGCUAUUUCCCGUUAAAGACCCUUUGGCGAAGCUACUUCUGUGCCCUGGUUGCUGUUGCUGUCUUGGCAGCCAUGAACCCCUUCCGAACCGGCCAACUGGUCAUGUUCCAGGUCAGCUAUGACCGCGACUGGCACUUCUUUGAAACGUUCUUCUACAUUGUCUUGGGUAUCUUCGGUGGCCUCUAUGGUGCCUUCGUCAUGAAGUGGAAUUUGCGGUACCAGGCAUUCAGAAAGAAGUAUUUGUCCAAGUAUCCCGUACUCGAGGCAACUCUCCUCGCCUUUGCGACGGGCAUCAUCUGCUACCCCAAUGUGUUCUUACGGAUUGACAUGACAGAGAGCAUGGAGAUCCUGUUCCUCGAGUGCGAGGGCGGCGAAGAUUAUCACGGCCUCUGUGACAAGGAAAAGCAAUGGUGGAACGUCUUCUCGCUCUCUAUAGCGACUGUCCUGAGAGUAUUCUUGGUCAUUAUCUCCUAUGGCUGCAAAGUCCCGGCAGGCAUAUUCGUACCAUCCAUGGCUAUUGGCGCUUCAUUUGGGCGGACCGUGGGCAUUCUGGUUGAAAUGUUGUACCAGGCGAAUCCGCAGAGCGUAUUCUUUGCCGCUUGCAAGCCUGACGAGCCUUGUAUUACUCCUGGAACCUACGCCUUCCUCGGAUCAGCUGCCGCCCUGAGUGGCAUCAUGCACAUCACGGUCUCCGUGGUCGUCAUCAUGUUUGAACUCACCGGAGCCCUGACCUACAUCCUGCCGACCAUGAUUGUGGUUGGUGUCACGAAAGCAGUUAGCGACCUUUUCGGCCACGGCGGAAUCGCUGAUCGCAUGAUUUGGUUCAGCGGAUUCCCUUUUCUCGACAACAAGGAAGAGCACAAUUUCGGCGUCCCUGUAUCUGAGGUUAUGGGUGACUCCGUCGUCUUCUUACCCGCCGAGGGCAUGGUGAUCGAAGAGAUUGAACAACUAAUGGAAGAACACAAGUAUCAAGGAUUUCCCAUUGUGGAAGAUGCCAGGACCAAAAUCUUGGCUGGCUAUAUCGGUCGUACCGAGUUGCAAUAUGCCCUUGAACGGAUCAGACGAGAAAGGACCAUCUUGCCUCGGACCAAGUGCAUUUUCAUGCAGCCAGCAUCGCAUGGCUCACCGAACCCGAACACGCCCUCUGCAUCGGCCAACCCCGACUCAACACCCGCCAGCACCGUCGAUUUCAGUCGCUACAUUGACAGCACCCCCGUCACGGUCCAUCCCCGACUCCAGCUCGAGACGGUGAUGGAGUUGUUCCGCAAGAUCGGACCCCGUGUCAUUCUAAUCGAGUACCAUGGCAAGCUCGCUGGCCUCGUGACGGUCAAAGACUGCCUCAAGUACCAAUUCAAGGUCGAGGCGGCCGAAAAUCCGCGCGUCGACCAUCACCUUGUGGAGGGUCAGGAGAGACUUUGGACCUUUAUACGCGGGGCCGCGGGGUGGGUGUCCGGCAAAGUAUCACGCGCUUCUGGUGGCAGGAUUCGUCUGAGUUCUGUUGAUGAGCCACGGAGAUUUGGCGGGCCCAGCAGCAGUCGGCAGGGCACCCAGAUCAUGGACGGCGAUGAGGAUGAUAUCCACGAUGGAGGCGUGGAGCUUGAGCACCGCUGA
Verticillium alfalfae VaMs.102 is the source of this 2523-nucleotide messenger RNA. Its product is annotated as chloride channel protein. The coding region runs from base 1 to 2523 and encodes 840 amino acids. NCBI's taxonomy places the organism in Eukaryota, Fungi, Ascomycota, Sordariomycetes, Glomerellales, Plectosphaerellaceae. Gene Ontology annotation, molecular function: voltage-gated chloride channel activity. The record is from RefSeq and is a predicted model, not a curated record. Gene Ontology annotation, cellular component: endoplasmic reticulum; Golgi apparatus; early endosome. The transcript has a single exon. Gene Ontology annotation, biological process: intracellular copper ion homeostasis; transmembrane transport; intracellular iron ion homeostasis.